This is a messenger RNA of Ylistrum balloti, 2772 nucleotides long. RefSeq lists its product as uncharacterized. The coding region runs from base 1 to 2772 and encodes 923 amino acids. The record is from RefSeq and is a predicted model, not a curated record. The transcript has a single exon. NCBI's taxonomy places the organism in Eukaryota, Metazoa, Mollusca, Bivalvia, Pectinida, Pectinidae.
AUGAAUGACAACACUAAUGACUUCUUGUUCAAGUUACCACAUGACAAUCACACGGAUAAUGCCAGUAACCUAGAACUUAAAAGGAAGAGAGAAAAUACGACUACAGAGAGAACAACCUUACCAGCCUCAGUAGUACCACACUUCAAAGCCUUACGCAAGCUCAGAAUCCAGGCACUUAAAGGUCAGAACCACACCGACUAUCUUCGAAAGUGCACACAAAACGGAAUUGUACCUAAAGGACUACAGGUCACUGUAAGCCCUCAAGUACCAGAAUUGAACACAGAGUUUAGUAUUGAAUGGGACAAAUGCCACAUGAAAUUCGGGUUGGACCUUACUAAAGCUCUCCUGAACUAUUGGGCUGACAGAAACACACAGUUGGCCGCGGAGAUAGAAAAGGUCAAAGAUCUAAUUAAAGCAGUAACUACACCAGACAUAUCAGAUCUGGUCUGGGAUACAACUGAACUUACACUCACACGCAUUAAGGAGUCAAGGAAAGAUAAACAAGACAAGACAGAUAAACAAACGGGAUGGAACUCACGCGCAAACACCACCGGAAAUUCAUCCCGCGGAAAAAAAUUCAGGAAAACGCGCAUAGAAAGUGAUUAUAGCGGGAUUGUAAAUUUAUCAGAUAGGGUAUUAAAUAAAGCCGAAUUAGAUGUUUUGUCCAAAGGUCUAAAUUUCUGCCCGACUCCAGGGGCACCACAAUUAGAUAACAUACUCACUCACACCUACCUUUUUAACCGAAGGGUACGCAUCAACCAUUUCUUCAAGGAUACACCAGAACAAGAGAGAAGCCCGUUCCGCAGAACAUCCGGCUGGACUCCACCGGCAGGAAAUGAUACUUUUCUAGAUACUUUUCUCAACAUAGUCACAGAAAGUAUACACGAUCACCGGAUUUGGAAACCACACAGAAGCAACCUUUCCAAUAAGGAAAAGGAUGCCCUCAAAUCACUGAGUAAUGAUGGAAACAUCGUCAUAAAACCAGCGGAUAAGGGUGGCGCUAUAGUCAUCCUUAACAAAGAGGACUACAUGCAAGAGAUACACAGGCAAAUACAUGAUAGUACUCACUAUGAGAAAGUCAAAUCAGAUCUAAACCCAUCAGUCACAAAAAAGAUUACCGGUUUUCUUAAGUUCAUAAAAGAUAGAGAGCUAUUAACCGACACUGAAAUCAAAUACUUAACGCCAAGAAACCCCCGAACCCCGAUAUUUUAUACGCUACCUAAAAUACACAAAGCAGGUAAUCCGGGAAGACCCAUAGUAUCGCAAAUAGGUAGUUGCACAGAAAAGAUAUCAGAAUUUGUAGAUCACCAUCUUAAACCACUAGCCAUGAAAACAGACUCAUAUUUGAAAGAUAGCAAUGAUUUCCUACGAAGAAUAAUAAACUUAGGCCAACUACAGACGGGGAGUAUACUAUGUACAGCGGACGUAUCUUCGCUGUACACAUCUAUCCCACACACAGAAGGAAUUAGGGCAGUGAAAUUAGCCUUAGAUGGGAGAGGUCCGCAGGCACAACCCAGCACGUGGAUCCUCCUUCGGAUGAUUGCAUUAAUAUUAACAAACAACUGUUUUAGGUUCAACACGGACUAUUAUUUGCAGAAACUAGGUACCGCCAUGGGGACCAAGAUGGCACCUAACUAUGCAAUAAUUUUCAUGGAUUACAUUGAGAAGAAAUUCCUAGCCACACAAGGAAAAAUACCACUAGUUUGGUGGAGAUAUAUAGAUGACAUUUUCUUUAUAUGGACACAUACAAGAGAGGAACUUGCCUCCUUUUGUGAAGCCAUGAACUCAAACCACCCAACAAUUAAGUUCACCUUUGAUAUCAGUGAUACCGAGGUCAACUUCUUAGACACCACUAUAUACAAACUACCGGACGGCAACUUGGGAAGCAAACUGUAUAACAAACCCACUAAUGCGUUUUUAUACUUGCACUACCACAGCUGUCACCCCAAACGUUCCAAAACCAGUAUCCCAUACUCACAAGCAUUAAGAAUCAAGAAAAUAUGCAGUGACCCAAACCACUUCGAACAGGAAUGCUCCAACCUAGUAGGGAGAUUCAGAAAAAGAGGAUACCCGCUUAACCUACUGACCGAGGCAGUCAAUAAAGCACGAGCCGUGUCUAGGGAAGAAUUAUUAAACCCGGAAAUGAAAGAGAACAGCCGCAAGGUAAUACCUUUCGUCAUCCCGCAUAACCCAGCAAACCCACCGAUUGGAUUAUUACUAAAGAAAUACAAACAUAUCUUAGGACAGGGCCCGGGAACCAGGGGCCUGUUGAAUUACAAAAUGAUAAUGGCCUACACCAAACCCAAGUCCAUCAGGAAUAUAUUAGUGAAAAGCGAUAUCUGCCGUGACUCUAUCCGACCGGGCAGUGGUCCGUGCGGAAAAAACUGCAGAAUAUGUGCGCAUAUGAAACCCACUAUCCACUUCACAAGUCACACUACCAGAUCAGAAUAUAAAGUACAGGGACAGAUCACAUGCCAAAGUGUGAACGCGGUGUACCUAAUAUCAUGUAAAAAAUGCGGUAUGCAGUAUGUCGGACAAACAUCGACGACGAUAAAUACACGCAUCCGCAAUCAUCUGUAUAGCAUCAUUAACAAACACCCAGACAAGCCGGUGGCGGGACAUUUCACGUCGCCAGGUCACAGUACCAGUGACGUCAUAGUCACCGGUCUGUUAUCGAACGUCAGUGAUAACAACCGUCGCCUGAGAAUUGAAGAGAGUUGGAUCAGGAUAUUGAGAACAACGCAGCCAGAAGGUCUUAAUAUUAUAUCGUGA